Volvox carteri f. nagariensis is the source of this 1876-nucleotide messenger RNA. RefSeq lists its product as uncharacterized. Gene Ontology annotation, molecular function: ATP binding; pantothenate kinase activity. Lineage: Eukaryota; Viridiplantae; Chlorophyta; Chlorophyceae; Chlamydomonadales; Volvocaceae. The record is from RefSeq and is a predicted model, not a curated record. Gene Ontology annotation, cellular component: nucleus; cytosol. Bases 130 to 1224 code for a protein of 364 amino acids. The transcript has 8 exons. Gene Ontology annotation, biological process: coenzyme A biosynthetic process.
AUGCCUCCUAAAACUAAAUUUGUUUUCCUACAAAAUUAAAUGGUGUGAAUGUGGUUUUCCUCGAAUUUUCACAGCUGAUCAAGGGAACGCUUCGUUCCAAUUAACUCGCAUUUUUUAAAGGCUAAAUGAAUGGUGGCCUUGCGCCAGCUCGCAGCCCUUGGGUACACCCCGUGUACGUUCGACUACGGGAACCCAACGGGUGACUUGCCCACACGGGGGGCAUGGAUCGAGGUAUUCCGCAAGAGCAUACCCACGUUCAAGGCCCAUGCACUGACUGAUCCUCACGUUCCACCGGAGCAAAGAGAGGCGGCUGCGAGGCAAUUCGAGGCUACCUUCAACUCCGCACUGGACGCACUCCUGGCUGACCCCAGCACCCCGGCUCCCGGCCACCCCACCGCCCACCCGGUCAACUGCUACACCCUGUGCCAGCUGCGGGAGGAAUGUCUGCACGCCGCUGGCUUCCAAGACAUCUUUGCGGAGGUGAAGGCGGCGGAGAACGAGCGAGCCCUGGCGUUGUUGCCGGGAGUGCUCCGGGAGCUGGACGAGAUGGAAGGGGGAUUUCCGGCUGAGCUGGAGCUGGCGCUGCGCGGCGUCUUCGCAGGCAACAUUUUCGAUCUGGGCGCUGCGGCGUCUGCGGAGCUGCACGCAGCCGGGGGCGGUACAUUUGCAGCCACGCGCGCGCAGCUGCUGUCCCGGCCUUGGGCGGUCGAUAACCUGGACGAGGGCGAGGGGGCGGGCCCCCGGUGGCGGCAGGCAGCUGUGUUCGUGGACAACGCGGGUACGGAUGUAGUCCUCGGGAUCCUGCCGUUCGCACGUGUGCUGAUCAAGGCCGGCACCAGGGUAAUCCUGAUGGCGAAUCGCGGCCCCACCAUAAACGACAUCACCGCCAGGGAGCUGGAGCCCCUGCUGCUGAAGACCGCAGCACUGGACGCAGUGCUGCAGGGAGCCAUCUCCUCGGGGCAACUGCGCGUAGUGUGCUCGGGAAGCGACCUGCCAGUCAUUGAUUUGACCAAGUUGUCGCCGGAGGCCGUGGAUGCGGCUGCUGAGUGCGACCUGAUCGUGCUGGAGGGCAUGGGCCGGGCCAUUGAAACCAAUCUACACGCCCAGUUCACUUGUGACUCGCUCAAGUUAGGAAUGAUUAAGCACCCCGAGGUAGCGGCACACUUCGGUAAACGGUUGUACGACUGUGUCUGCAAGUACGACAAGGGUGUACAGCAGGCUUAACGACACCGGACCGGAGUGAACGGAACCGCACAUCGGUUGACCGCCGGUGGCGGGGACAGCGGUUGGGGGGUUAUGGGGGUUGAUGGAGGAGGCACUGCGGACCGUGAUGUGCGAGGCUUGAAAGGGAGAUAUACAAGGGUACUGACGUAUUGAGACUGGCAUGUACUGCAUGGAGGCUGGACUGGGAGGGAGAGCUACUAGGGAGGCGAGAAGGGUAACGGGUGGACGCGUGCGCGUCGGUUGCAAUGAAGGGGUUAACCCCCCGGCGCUCCGCGCGGGCUUCAUGGUCGCUUCGGGGGUUUCACAGACAUGUUAUUUUGCAUGCGUUCGUUAGAGGGAGCGUGCUUGGACUUGGCGGCCGGGCCGUUUCGGGAAAUUCAUCGCUUUAGGCAGUGAGCCAGUUAUGCGUCUAACAAUGUGUGGCGUGCGUACUUCCAGAGGCAAGAGUGUGAAGUGUGUGGCUUGUUUUGGGCGAGGCCCCGGGCGCGAAGCGCCUUUUGGGACCCGGGGGCCCAGCCCCCCGGGGUUCACUGCUGUCAGUCAGUCAGUCAGUCAGUCAGUCAGCGUCGUAUCGCAUGAUGUACUUGCAUGCCAUGCUUAAGUAAGAAUUGUAUUUGAUAGCUACUACAAUUCUGUAUCGAUUCACCGAAAG